UGUGUCAUGCUGAACGAGAAGCUGGACUCGCUGGUGCGAGAGCUGAAUGAGGAAGCUCAGGCCAUCGUGGUCGCUGAGGGAAUGGCACAAGCCACCCCUGCUGACACCAAGGACCAGGAGAAAAUUGCCGGCUUAAACCCCAGCCCUGUGCCUCGCAUCUUCAAAUCCAAGGAGCAGCUUAUGCUGCGGGCAAACAGCCUGAAGAAAGCCCUGCGGCAAAUAAUUGAGCAGGCGGAGGAAGCUGUGGAUGAGCAGAACAAGCAGACCCAAACCUACCGGAGCAGCACAGGACCCAGCAAGAAGGACAGCUCAGAGGAGCUCAACAAGGAGGAGGAGAGGCUCAUUGCCAGUGUGCAACUGCCUCCCAACCUGCCUGCCCUGUUCGCUGCUUUCAGCCACUUCUUGGAGAAAUGCGUCAUGAAUAACUACUUCGGCAUUGGCCUGGAUGCGAAGAUCUCCCUGGAGUUCAACAAUAAACGGGAUGAGCACCCCAAGAAGUGCAGGAAGCAGGAGGGUUACUACAAGGCUCCAGCUGCUAAUGCCCCUCAGAACUUUGGGGCUCCAUCCUUUGAUGACAAGAAGUUGGAGGUGGUGGCCAUCUUUGGCAGCAUCCAGAUGGCCGUGUCACGGGUCAUCAACCUCCAGCACCAUCGCAUUGCACAGGCAUUUGAAAGCACCCUCAAGUCCUGGGAAGACAAGCAGAAGGGGGAAAGCUACCGAGCGGCUCCCAGGCCACGGCUCAGCUCCCAGCAGUCGAUGGAGAUCCACGAGGCAGCCAAGGCUCACAAAGCUGUGGAGCAGGAGCUGGCACAUGCUGUCAACACCAGCUCCCUGGCACUGAAUGAAGCUCUUUCCAACAAAGCUGCUGGCACCUCAGAGGAGGAGGCACUGCAGGGCCCCCUGGGUGUGCUGGGCCAGGAGCUGCAGAGGCUGCUGGACAUCCACUGGCUGGGGCCCAUUGCCCAUCCCACUGAGGAGGAAAGUGCUGGCAGCACCAACAAGGGCAGCUUCAAGCUUCGCCUCAACAUCCCCAAGCCCAGGAAGGAAAAGGACAAGGUGCAAAAGCAAAAAGCCAACAACAUCCUCCCAGCAGACAAGUGGGGCUCCGAGGAGGUGACAGCUUGGCUGGAAGCACUUGGUUUAGGGGAGUACAGAGACAUUUUUGUCCGGCAUGACAUCCAGGGCUCUGAGUUGAUCCUACUGGAGAGGAGAGACCUGAAGGUACAACCCUCCCUUGACCUGGGGAUCACCAAAGUGGGCCACAUGAAGAGAAUCCUCCAGGCCAUUAAGGAGCUCGGCAACCCACCCUAG
Apaloderma vittatum (bar-tailed trogon) is the source of this 1311-nucleotide messenger RNA. RefSeq names its product diacylglycerol kinase delta-like. Lineage: Eukaryota; Metazoa; Chordata; Aves; Trogoniformes; Trogonidae. The record is from RefSeq and is a predicted model, not a curated record. Gene Ontology annotation, biological process: intracellular signal transduction; diacylglycerol metabolic process; lipid phosphorylation. The transcript is spliced from 11 exons. Gene Ontology annotation, molecular function: protein binding; ATP-dependent diacylglycerol kinase activity. The annotation marks the transcript as partial.